This is a messenger RNA of Homarus americanus (American lobster), 4077 nucleotides long. RefSeq names its product unconventional prefoldin RPB5 interactor 1-like (gene uri). Gene Ontology annotation, molecular function: chromatin binding; transcription corepressor activity; phosphatase inhibitor activity. The transcript is spliced from 10 exons. The record is from RefSeq and is a predicted model, not a curated record. Bases 552 to 2030 code for a protein of 492 amino acids. NCBI's taxonomy places the organism in Eukaryota, Metazoa, Arthropoda, Malacostraca, Decapoda, Nephropidae. Gene Ontology annotation, biological process: negative regulation of transcription by RNA polymerase II; negative regulation of phosphatase activity.
AAUAAAAAAUUUUUUAUUAUCAAUGACGUUAAAGAAGAAUGCAGGUAUGAAUAUAUUAAGGGGUCAGUUUUGGGGAGUUCUAGAGUACGGGGUACAGGUACAGGUCUGCAGAACACCUGGGAUGUUUAAUAGGGUCACUGUGUAUAACAACCUUCUCAUCUGGGACACAGUGAUGAGAGGCAAGUGCACUGCUGGUGCGCACCACCAUGUUUAUCCGGUUAGGGAGAAAGAAAAAAAAUCGAGUUAAAAAUGUUUGAAAAAUAUAUUGUAUAACCUAUCGUUUAUCUGGUAAUAGUACCUAAUGAAAAAUCUUUACAGAAGAAAAAUGCCUGAAGUGUAAAGCAAAUGUUAAGGAGGAACAGCACUUCUCGUAUUUUGUUUUCUUCCCAAGUUAUCCCUGCAAAUAAAGAUACCCUGUACUCUGUGCCAGUCGUUUACCCAAGUGUUUCCCAGCAACAGCUAUUAACAGGAGGUGAGAUCAAGGAACCAGUCUUCCUGGAGGCAGUAGCAGAGUUGUUCAGUGUCUUGCAGUCUUGGAGUCUUCUGACGUGAUGAAGAAAACAUUGUCCCCCAUACAAGAUGAAGGGAAAAAUAGUGGUGGCAGUAGUGACGGCAUAGAUCCAUCCGUCACUCUGCGGACAGUGAAGGAAAGUUUGGGCAACUUGGUUGAGCUUCAACAAGUACAUAAAGAGAGACUAAGAAUAAUUGAAGAAGAACUAACAAAGCUUCAGAAAUUCCAAAAAGAUUAUGAACAGCUUUUAAAGAGGCUUCAAACUCUUCCAGAUAAAACUACACAUGAGGUUAUGGUCCCCUUUGGCAAGUUGGCGUUCAUGCCGGGUCAUUUGGUUCACACUAACGAGAUCUUAGUGUUGUUAGGCGAUAACUGGUUUGCUGACCGAAGUGCAAAACAAGCGUCAGACAUUGUUCGACGGAGGUUAAAAGACUGUGACGAGAAAAUCAAAAUGGCUGAAGCCUCCAGAAAAAUACACACUAACUGGCUGAAGGAAGCUGAGGAGGUGAUGACUGGUGAGGCUGGCAACCAAAUGGAUAUUCUGGAGGAAUUAACUGAGGACGAGUUUCAGAGGAGUCAAGAAGAACACAGAAAAAAGGUCACCAAGUAUUAUGCACAACUAAGAGAAGAGGAAAGACGGGCUCUCAGGAGUAGUGAAUCAGAUCCUACACCAGGAACCAGCACUUUGUCAGAGGACAGCUGUACGUCCAGUAUUGAUGAAAGGUUUGCAAAUAAUCUAACUGAAAAGGAUAGGCAGACGUACGAGGACCUCAUGAAGAGAUUAGACCAACUUGCACUGCAGGAAGAUGAAGAUACUGAUGGGAGUGAUGAAACUGAAGAAAGUGAUAAUGAUCAAGAAAUAUCUGUCGCUGGGGAAGAAAAAAAAGUGAAAUUUGAUGCUCAGAUAAGUGAUAGCGCAAGAACUAUAAAUAGUGAUGGUGCUGAAAUUGCCCACGAAACACUGCUGUCAAAAAGAGCAAAACUGAAAAGGAGGGUUUCUUGGGCAGAUGAUGUGCGGCCCCUGUACACAGUAAUCCCAGAUGAUGAGAGUGAGGAUAUAUAUCGCAUUAAGUACUCUAGUGGGCCGCUCUCCCUUCCUCUAGAGCCACCUGGAGCGGAGGGAGUUGACACAGCAGAUGGUGGUGUAGAGAGUAUUCAGAGUCCUUCAGAUAUUUAUAAGGUGUUUGGUCUUGGGGCAUCUGGACCUGAGCCACCUCCCCGAGGGAUACUGAAAAAAUCGACAUCUCUUCCAGCUCAGGGUGAUAAUUCAGAUGUGCAGGAUGGGUGGUGUUGUCCCCCCAAACCAUUAGAUAUUGAUUCGGAAACCCCUGAAGACCUUCCUCCACCACCCCCGUCACCACCACCAAAGAGGAUGCACUCAAUAAAGCCUGCAUUUUCAUACCGAGUUUUGGAGCACAAGAGUGACAAGGCUGAGGCUCUUGAUGAUGAUGACACCACUAAAACUGAAGAGCAGCCCAAGAAGGUGUCCAAAUUCAAGGCAGCAAGAAUGAAAAAAUAGGUAUUGUCAAUAAAUUUGGCAAUAAGUGUUGAAUUUCAUUACCAGUUGAGGAUAAAUACUGCACUGAAUAUGGAUAUUGUCUAUUAUUUAUGUGUCUUCCUAUUGUUCACAUGGCUUUUAAUGUUUAAAAGUUUAUAGUAGUGUGGCAGUAGAUCACUAGAAGGGUAUUGAAUCCUUCUUUACUGCAAACCAAAUCCAUGUUGGUUGUGGUAUGCUUGUACUGUGAUUUGCUUUGUAGUUAAGAAGAUGCUAACCUCUUAGGCCAACAUAUAAUGCAAGAAGCUUGCUAUUAGCACAAGUACAGGCACAGUAGUGAUCUUUUAAACUAACCAUUUCAAUAAUUUUUGAUGAAUAUUUGGCCAAAUCGAAGUAAAUUGUCCAUUUCCAAUUACAUAGCCAUUUUAGGGUAGGGUGGAAGGCAAAUUUUGUUUCCCACUUUUUUUUUAUUUAUACAGUUUAUUUAAUGCAAUCUGGUUAGAAUUCAGUGUUUCAACUUUAAUUUUUUAUGAGGAUCUGACAAUGAAAGUUUUUUAAAUACUUGUUCAAAUGUAUUUUACCUGUGUUUCUGAAAAUUUGUUUAUGAAUUUGUUAAUUAUUUUCGCUUUCUACAGGUAUUGUAAUAUUUUUGGGAUCAACAUGGAAAAAUAUGGUCAGUUCAGUGACUGGAAAUGAACAUUUUAAUGCACCUGGUCUUAUCAAUAAAUUUUGGUAAUUUUUGUCAAAAAGCAAUACAGAACAGUACUAAUAAAUACUUUUUUAUGCCAUCUUCUACUAAGCAUGGCAACAUCACUCCAGGUGAGGAAGGAUAUUGUAGUAUAGCAACUCAGCAUAAUUUAGCAAUUAUUCUUCAACAUAUCCAAUAGUGCCCUACCAUUCCUGCUUGAUCCUCCGGUUACAUCACCUUCUCAUGGGUUGUGAAGGCAAAGUAUAAUCCCAGCACAAUGUUCAGUGUAAAACAAAAAAUAAACCACUUUGCAAUGUUAGCAAUAUAUCAUCCUACCAAUACAUAUCAUAUAUCUUUGUGUGGUCUUUUUCUCACCCUCUUCUUAAAUACCUAUUGUAGUGUAGAAGGUGUCAAGGGAAGGUUUGACGCCCUUUGACCUAUCCUUCAUUGGUGACUUAACUUUUUCUGAUCUUUUCCACCCUGUAAUUCCAUUCAGUAGCUUGUACAUUCUCAGCUGGUCAUAAUUUUAAGGUCAGUGCUAUACCAUUCCUUAUACUGUACUUGUGAAUAUGCUCCCUGUUAUCUGUUUUAUUUAUUUCAUGGAUCUCCUGAGCCCCAAGGUACCUUACAUAUAGCCUGGUAUUAUAAGCUGGUGCUAGAUCUACCUACAAGCUCAGAGGUCUUGAUCCUGAAGAUCACCAGACCAUGUUUGUAAUUAUGAUGUAAUAUUUAUUGGCAGGUGAUGGAUGUAGGUUUAUGCAUGCUUAAUGUGUAUAUGUACUGUACUGUGCUUAUGUAACAAGAAGACAAGGAUGUUUAGAAAAUAGUGAAAGUAAUGAAGGUUAUGUGACAAGGAAAAAGUUACAAAGAUAGCUGUUUGGUAGAUGCCAAAAGGAGUAUUAGCUGCAAAAAAAUUAUCUUUUUGCCCUUUUAAGCCUCUAUGGUGUAGUGGUGCAGUGUGAUGGAUAACUCUCCAGUCUUACUGCUGUAUUAUACGUUACUUUAUUGGUAGUCCUCUUCCACAAUAAGGCCUAAACAUUUAUAUAUAGUGUACCCAUUGCUUCUUUAUUCUAGUAUAUACAUCUAGAGUCAUUUAUUAGCAUUUAUUACUUGAAACACCCAAAAGAGCAGUGUCAUCUGCAGAGAGUACUGGAGGUGAUUCACAUUCCAUAUCUCCAUCAACAAAACUCAACUCUCUCCAUUACUCUUGCUUUCAUAUCUCUUAUGACCCCAUCCAUGUAAAUAUUGUAUAAAACAUGCACACUGCACUUCCUUGAUGCAGUAGGGACCAUGGAACCCUAGCUUUAAAGGCUAGUUGUAGAGUAGAACAUCUGUUGAUGUUCCUUGUAGAGUCGACCAGCAAUAAAGGCUCCUCAUACAUAU